Messenger RNA from Antechinus flavipes (yellow-footed antechinus), 2468 nucleotides. It is a transcript of the gene NGFR, whose product is annotated as nerve growth factor receptor. Gene Ontology annotation, cellular component: plasma membrane; cell surface. Bases 116 to 1384 code for a protein of 422 amino acids. Gene Ontology annotation, biological process: Rho protein signal transduction. The transcript has 6 exons. The record is from RefSeq and is a predicted model, not a curated record. NCBI's taxonomy places the organism in Eukaryota, Metazoa, Chordata, Mammalia, Dasyuromorphia, Dasyuridae. Gene Ontology annotation, molecular function: coreceptor activity; death receptor activity; nerve growth factor binding.
UGGCUCCUGUCGAGUGCAGAAGCAAGACCAGAAGGACUGAGCUAAGGAAGCUGGGUGGGGGCGGGAGGAAGGUGCCACUGGGCACCCAAAGGUGGUCUUGUCCACCUACCCAGCCAUGGAAGGGCCGUGCCGCUUGCUGCUGCUGCUGCUGCUACUGCUCUUAGGGGUGUCCAUGGGGGAAGUGACAGAAGACUGUGCUACUAAUCUUUACACCGAGAGUGGCGAGUGCUGUCGAGCAUGCAACCUGGGUGAAGGUGUGGCCCAGCCCUGUGGGGUCAACCAGACUGUCUGUGAGCCUUGCCUAGACAGUGUGACUUUCUCCGACACAAUCAGUGCCACAGAAGCCUGCAAGCCGUGCACUGAGUGUGUGGGGCUGCAGAGUAUGUCGGCGCCUUGCGUGGAGGCUGACGACGCUGUGUGCCGCUGUGCCUACGGAUACUACCAAGACGAAGAGUCGGGGCUCUGCAAACCUUGCAGCGUGUGCGAGCCGGGCUCUGGCCUUGUCUUCUCCUGCCAAGAUAAGCAGAAUACUGUCUGCGAAGUGUGUCCGGAGGGGACCUACUCAGAUGAGGCGAAUCACGUGGACCCCUGCCUGCCCUGCACAGCCUGUGAAGAGACGGAGCGAGAGACCCGGGAAUGUACCCGAUGGUCAGACAGGGAAUGUGAGGAGAUCCCAGCCCGCUGGACAACUCGGACCACCCCUUUACUGGGCUCUGACAGCCCGCCCCCAAUCACCCAGGACCUUCCUGAGCCCCCAGAGCCUGAAGCCGAGGCCAGCACGGUGGCUGACGUGGUGACCACUGUGAUGGGCAGCUCCCAACCUGUAGUGACCCGAGGUACCACUGACAAUCUCAUCCCUGUCUACUGCUCCAUCCUGGCUGCCGUGGUCGUGGGUCUGCUGGCCUACAUUGUCUUCAAGAGGUGGAACAGCUGUAAGCAGAAUAAGCAGGGCGCCAACAAUCGGCCUGUGAACCAGACUCCGUCGCCAGAAGGGGAGAAGCUCCAUAGUGACAGUGGCAUCUCUGUGGACAGCCAGAGCCUCCAUGACCAGCAGCCUCAGACUCAGACAGCGCAAGUCCAAGCUCUCAAGGGGGAUGGAGGUCUCUACAGCAGCCUCCCCGCAGCCAAACGGGAAGAAGUGGAAAAGCUGCUCAACAGCUCCUCGGGAGACACCUGGAGACACCUGGCCGGGGAGCUGGGCUACUUGCCUGAGCAUAUAGACUCCCUCAACCGAGAGGACUGCCCUGUCCGGGCUCUGCUCGACAGCUGGGCUGCCCAGGACAGCGCCACCCUGGACGCCCUCUAUGCCGCCUUGCGCCGGAUCCAGAGGGGAGACAUCGUGGAGAACCUCUACAGCGAGUCCACUGCCACCUCCCCCGUCUGAGCGGCCACCGGGGCUCCCCUCCCUCCCCUCCACCCCCUCCCCUCAGCAUCCCACGGGGCGGAGCCCUUCAGAUGGGAAGGAAACUGGAGAGGGAGGAGAAAGUCCUUCUACCCAAGGGGACGUUCACCUCUUGGCUAAUGGUUACCCACCGGGGGUCUUCUCCCUCACUCCCUCAGCAGGUCCUCAGGCCCCCUUUCAGACUGUCUGACACUCGAGCCAAACCCCCAAGGAGCUCCAUUGGAGAGCGAGCCCCCUUCUCUCCAGAGAGUGGAGGCCAAAAGUCAGGGAGUGGGCUUCCAGGUCUUUUCCUCACUUUCCCUCUCCUGACCAUCCUGAUUUUCACCUGUGAUAGCGUCCGCUCCACCCUCAUCUCCACCUUCCUCUCUUUGUGUGGCUCCCCGCUCUCUACCCCCACCUGCCUCAUGGUGCACUGGAUGUCUGGCUAUGGAGAAGGGGCUUGGGCCGGAGGGUACGGGGUGAAAACAUCCUCCCCCCAUGACCACAAGCUCCAUGAUAGAAAGGGGACGCAGUAAGAGGCAGGAAGGUGGGAGUCCUAUGGACUGACACUGUGAACCCCGGGAGUGAAACACUGUUCUCUGGUGAACUUUUAUUCCCAACUGUUCUAUUAUUUCAACCCUACCCCGCUGGUCAGAGCCCCAGACAGUAAACAGUUAUAGACUAUUACCUGAUCAGACGUGGUAGGGACCUAAGCAACCAUCUAGCUCCCCUCCUCUUACAGACAAGGACACUGGGGGCCUGAGAAGGGGGAAUUACUUGCCCUAGAUCUCACAAACACCCGUUGGGGAUGAUAGAUUCUUCUCCCUAUAAGGAAAGUAGGAAAGGGGGGAAGAGUGCAGCUUCCCUUGCAGAUACAGGCUCACCCCUAGCCUAGACUUCUAGAUGUCUCUCUUCCUUUAUCAAAGGGACCAGGGCUGUGAGACAAGGCUAUUUUGAUCAAUGUAUGACUGAGUAAUCCUGCUGGUGGCUAUUACCCUUGCAAGGUCCCCCCACAUUUCUCUGUCUCUGUCUCUCUCUGAUUCUGUCUCUCUGUCUCUGUCUAUCUCUGUCUCUCUCUCUCUCUGUC